AUGAGAGACGAGCACGGUCGCCCCAGGACAAUUCGUGAUGCAGCCACCGGAUUUCCAGCGCUUGGGAUGAACUCUAAACAAUUUUUUAUUCCAAAUGAAGGCACUCUGAAGACGGUGACACGCAAAUGGAUGUCGAGCAAAGGCGUCUUUAAAAGAAACGUCGAAGUGCUGAGAACCCCCGCUUUACUGGCUGCAGCCAGAGAACAUUACAACUGUUCCACUUUGGAUGGGGUCGAUUUGGAGAACCAAGGAGCCGGGGCUACCAUGGCCGCCCACUUUGAGAAACGGGUAGCUAAA
Molecule: messenger RNA, 297 nt
Organism: Dicrocoelium dendriticum
Lineage: Eukaryota; Metazoa; Platyhelminthes; Trematoda; Plagiorchiida; Dicrocoeliidae
Source: the annotation of a GenBank genome assembly